GCCAACAAAAACUGUCUCAUCAAUUAAUUAUUCAUUAGCCGUUGUCUGCUGAGUGGAGUGCAGGGACGGGAAUACCCAUAAUAACAGUGUGGGUGUGUGUAUAUUAGUCAGUUUGGGUAGUAAGAGCUACCCCAGAGAAGAUUUUUAAAGCAAGUCAACCACCCUGUAACAAGGUAAUCCUGUAAACACGGUUGAUGUGUUCGCUCUUCCUGAUGACACGAGGUUCUUAUACGCGCUAAACGCAUGCAGCUGACAGCGAGGCCACCCCUCGCAUCUCAUUGGCUGCUAUUUUUGUCGCGGGAGUAUGUCAUCAUUAAACUGCAACACGCUGGCGACCAACUGACUCGUCGGCACAGCGAGGCUGACUGCACUUCCGCCGACAACAAACUCCACGUUGGUCGAGACUACGUUUGUCAGACGUUGACUGGCUUCUCAGGAACGAAGAUAAGUUUUGAGUGUGGCGAGGGUUUGUACGACAGACAGCGACACACAGCGGAGGUUCCCUGUGGACACAGAUACAGAAUUCUCCAGAAGGUGUCCUAAGCGCGAUUUGUGUUUCUAAGGGAGCAAGACACGAAAUUCCGUCUGUGUGUUUCAUCAGUCAGGUUUUCUUCAUCACUGAAACUUUUUGUUCAAGUGAAAGGGAUAUUGCCUCCCUCAGGAUCAAGACAUCGGUAUGAUCAACACUAUCAGUAUUCCGGGUAUGAUGCCAGCUGGAUGGACAUGAUCAACAUGUCGGGUGUGGUCGAUGACUUGUCGCCGCUGUUCAUCGACCAGCAGCCAUCUCGCGUAAGUGUUGACGAUGGUGUCAUCAAUGGUGUUGCCGCCAGCGUGAACAACGAUGCAGUCUCGCGAAUUCCGAAGACAGCUUUGGAGAUUUCCUUCGACGAGGACUUCCCAGAACACUCGGUUCCUGCCGAGGAUAAUGUCAAUGACUACGUCACAAGCCCCGAGCCUCAGCUCCACGACCUCCUCCCCACCAGGUGCGUGCCAUUCAGUUACAACCAGUCAUCGUCUGUCGGAGUGAACAUGCAAAGGGUGAAUGUCAGCGCUGGGACGAGUGGAGGAGGAAGCGUAGAGUUCAAUAACCUGGAGGUGAGACCCCGGGGCUGUCCCGGAGUCACCAGACGUACUGCAACUGCUUCCCUUCCCCGCCAAAACCCCCGACGACGACCGGAUGGUGGCCGCCGCCUUAGAGGUGCUGGAGACGGGGGCACUGACCCCUCUCAUCAAGGAGGAGCUCAAGUACACGAUCCAGAGCAGACGGCUGGCAGCGGGCAAGCAGGAGCUCACGGUCGACCUGACCCCGACUACCCCGAGGAGACAUCGCCAGAUGACGAAGGAAGAAGAGAACCGAGCGUACAAGAGGAGGACUCAGAACAGGGAGGCAGCUCAGCGAUUUCGACAGCGACAAAAGGAUGAAGUGGACAGGUUGAUGAAGAAAUCUAUGCGACUAGAAAGUGCCAACACGACUCUGCGAGCGGAAGUCCGGCGCCUGAACGUUGAAAAGGAGCAGCUGCUGGGCACGCUGCAAAGUCACCUGCGAGUCUGUCCCAUGGGAAUGUUGACCAGAUGAACUCCGCCUCACGGAGCAAGCCAUGACCUCACGACCAUGACCUGACACUCGGCAACACUCACCCGAGCUUAGGCAAUCCAUGACGAGACACGUUACUCGAGACUUCAUCCAGGCUAGCACGUGACUGUAACAGAGAGGAUACGUCACUGUAUCCACCUACAGGCAGAAGCAUACGUCACAGGACAACUGAUACGUCCCACAUUCACUGAUCUGUAACGUUUACCUGGUGGAUACCUCUGUUUCCGACAGGAUUCAAAGUUCAUCGCUUCAUCACCUCGAUCUUGUCUCACUUAUGAACGAUGGCAAGUGCAGCCCGAUCAAAGGAGCACACUCUACAGAAUAUGAUUAUGGCAUAUACAGAUAUAUGUAUGUACAGAUAUAUGUAUAUAUGUUCUCGCUUUCGUCUCCAAACCGUACAACGGGCAAACUGAUCAACGGGGAGAUAAAAGAAAAGGAGAGAGACAAGCCUCAAAUCUCUAUCUUCUGUCUCCCAUCGUCCUUUUGUGUCUCUCCGGCAACCCACCCUUCGCCUCCAUGUUGUAGUACUAACCACAAGCUCAAAGUUUUUUUUAGAUUUACUCGUUUAAUGGCUGCAGCAUGUUGUACAGAGAUAUGUGUAUAUUGUUUACAGAACUGUUGUGCCUGAGUGUAAAUGGUGAACGUGAUUUCCAGGAGUUUUUCGUGAUAAAAACAUUUUUCUGAUUCGCCUUGGAGCUGGCACCCACUGCUGUUUCAUGCGUUGCUGUGUUUCUAUUAUCAAAUUAUCUGUUAUUAUGAAAGAUGAAGGUGAACGAUUAUACAGCCCAUCUCACCGAUCAAGGGAGUGCACUCGACAAAUGUCAAGUCUUCAUUCACUUUCACAGCUCGGGACCCAGAGUGGUCGGCCUUUACAGAGUUACUGUGCACUUGGAUACGAGGACAUCUUGUCACAACAGUAUUUAGAAGAAGACGAAAAAAAUAUUUAAAAAAAAAAAAAAACAAAAAAUCUCAUUUUUGAUUUGGAUUUAACUUUUCCUAUUGGAGAGCUAAGAAAAUAUUUUACAAAUUUGCAGGCCGCCAGUAACUACUACGGUGUCAGUUUAAUUUUCCUUGUAAUAAUUUAAUUAGAGGAGGAUUAAUGAACUUUGAACUGUGAUAUUUAAAGCUCUAUAGAUAUUUUAAUAUGAGGCAAUGAUUACACGUUUCUUACAUCUUUUUUCCAUUGUCUCAUACAUAAACGUUUGUACUUGUUAAACAAUAAA
This is a messenger RNA of Pomacea canaliculata, 2817 nucleotides long. RefSeq names its product cyclic AMP-dependent transcription factor ATF-3-like. The transcript has 4 exons. The record is from RefSeq and is a predicted model, not a curated record. NCBI's taxonomy places the organism in Eukaryota, Metazoa, Mollusca, Gastropoda, Architaenioglossa, Ampullariidae. Gene Ontology annotation, molecular function: RNA polymerase II cis-regulatory region sequence-specific DNA binding; DNA-binding transcription factor activity, RNA polymerase II-specific. Bases 1178 to 1576 code for a protein of 132 amino acids. Gene Ontology annotation, biological process: regulation of transcription by RNA polymerase II. Gene Ontology annotation, cellular component: nucleus.